This is a messenger RNA of Molossus molossus (Pallas's mastiff bat), 1875 nucleotides long. Its product is annotated as zinc finger protein 665-like. Gene Ontology annotation, biological process: negative regulation of transcription by RNA polymerase II. The record is from RefSeq and is a predicted model, not a curated record. Bases 508 to 1875 code for a protein of 455 amino acids. Lineage: Eukaryota; Metazoa; Chordata; Mammalia; Chiroptera; Molossidae. Gene Ontology annotation, molecular function: DNA-binding transcription repressor activity, RNA polymerase II-specific. The transcript has 7 exons.
GGCUACACAGGCCCCCGAAUUUCAGUCUUUAUGUUUUAGACUUGUCCACAUUCCCACACACGUGAAGCCUAAGGGUCACUAUCGGCGUGGAAAUCUCCGCACCUGCUCCUCCAGCGGUGAGGCCGGAGUCCCCACCAGAAGUGUCUACGCCCUUCGCCGUGACCGCGUGGCUCCCUGCGCGCUUCGCGGCCCGUGGAGGGUCCGGGGUGGUUGGUGUCCGGGGAAACACUGAGGAGUUUUUGGGCAUCUUUGGAAGGACAGACAUAUGAAGAGAGGAAAAGCAACAAUCUCUCAGCUUGGUGUACAUGGAGGAGCUCAUUGUUCCUGACUCUCCUGUGACAAGGGACAGCAGAAGGUGGUCUUUUCAGUAUUUCCAGGUCCUUCUGACCGUGAGUGUGGUGUGAACUGAUUAAGGGGCUGUGUGGACACAUUUAAAGGCAUAUUCUAUAACUCCUCAACAUAGUACCUGAGAAAAUAACUUCAGGCAGGAACACGACCAGGAAAAAAAUGGCUGCUUCUCAGGGACCAUUGACCUUCAGGGAUGUGGCUGUAGACUUCUCUCAGGAGGAGUGGGAAUGCCUGGAUCCAGCUCAGCGGACAUUGUACCAGGAUGUGAUGUUGGAGAACUACAGGAACCUGGUCUCCCUGGGUCUUGCUGUGUCUAAGUCAGUCCUGGUCCCCUUUAUGGAGCAAUUGAAGGAGCCCUGGGAUGUGAAUGGCAAAAGGACAAUAUCCAUCCUCUCAGCCAUGUCAUUUGAAGACAACUGGGCCUUGUUGCAAAAGCCAGGAAUAGAAGAUUUAUUCUCUCAAAGAGUACUGAGUACAUAUGAUGGAGACAGAAGUUACCAAUGGAAUGAACAUAAGAAAUUUAAGCAAGAGUCAAAUCCUAAUAAUCAUCAGAGAAUACAGCUUCGAGAGAACCAUUAUAAACAUGGAAAAGUCUUUGGUGAAAUGUCAAAUCUAAAUAUACAUCAGGUCAUUUAUAUUGUGGAGAAGACAAACAAACGAAGUAAAUGUGUCACAUCUUUUAAGCAACCUUCAAAUUACACUGAAGAAGAGAAUAUUCGUCUCGAGGUAGAAGCUUACAAAUGUAAUCAGGGUGGGAGUAUCUUCAGUCAAAAAUUCAAUCUAAAUAAAUAUAAGAAAAGACAUACUUGUGAAAGACCUUACAAAUGUAAAGAAUGUGGUAAAACAUUUCAUCGGUCUUCAUGUCUUGCUAUACAUCAAAUAAUUCAUACUGGCGAGAAGCCUUACAAAUGUAGAGAAUGUGGCAGAGUCUUUAGCCAGUCCUCAAAUCUUACUGAACAUCAACGAAUUCAUACUGGAGAGAAGCCCUAUAAAUGUAGAGACUGUGGCAAAGCCUUUAGCCAGCGCUCAGGACUUACUCAACAUCAGAAAAUUCAUACUGGAGAGAAGCCUUAUAAAUGUAGUACAUGUGCCAAAGCCUUCACUCAGCAGUGGUGUCUUACUCGACAUGAGAGAGUUCAUACUGGAGAGAAACCAUACAAAUGUAGAGAAUGUGGCAAAGCUUUUAGUGCUUCCUCAGCCCUUACUGAACAUCAGAGAAUUCAUACAGGAGAGAAGCCUUAUAAAUGUAGAAAAUGUUCCAAAGCCUUUAAACAGCAGUGGUGUUUUACCCGACAUAAGAGAAUUCAUACUGGGGAGAAACCUUACAAAUGCAGACAGUGUGGCAAAGCCUUUAGCGCGUCCUCAAACCUAACUGACCAUCAGAGAAUCCAUACUGGAGAGAAGCCUUAUAAAUGUAGACAAUGUGACAAAGCUUUUACCCAGCGUUCAAAAUUUACUGUGCAUCAGAGAGUUCAUACUGGAGAGAAUCUUUACAGUUGUAAGGAGUAUGGUAAAGCCUUUGCGUGA